GCCGCGGGCGGGCGCGGGCUCGGCCUCCAGCGGCCUCCUCGGUGGACCCAUCCCGGGGGGACCACGCCGCAGGGGUGCGACCCGCAGGGACCACCCCGCAGGCACCCGACCCGCAGGGACGCGACCCACAGGGACCACCCCGCAGGCACCCGACCCGCAGGGGCCACCCCACAGGGACGUGACCCGCAGGGGCCACCCCACAGGGACGUGACCCACAGGGACCACCCCACAGGGACGCGACCCACAAGGACCACCCCGCAGGCACCCGACCCGCAGGGACGCGAUCCCCAGGGGCCACCCCGCAGGCACCCGACCCGCAGGGACGCGACCCAUAGGGACCACCCCGCAGGCACCCGACCCGCAGGGACGCGAUUCCCAGGGGCCACCCCGCAGGCACCCGACCCGCAGGGACGCGAUUCCCAGGGGCCACCCCGCAGGCACCCGACCCGCAGGGACGCGACCCAUAGGGACCACCCCGCAGGCACCCGACCCGCAGGGGCCACCCGGCAGGCACCCAACUCGCAGGGACGCGACCCGCAGGGACCACCCCACUGGGGCCCACCCUGAGGGACCACCCCACAGGGACGAGACCCACAGGGAUCACCCCACUGGGACCCACUCUCAGGGACCUGACCCGCAGGGACCACCCCACAGGGGCCCGCGUCACUGUAGACUCACAGGCGGGACCUGGGUCUGUGUAGACCCAUGGUGGUGUGGACCCUGUUGGUCGGAGCUGAUUUGUUGUGGGCCCGUCGUCAGUCAUGGCAUGUUAUGUAUUUGGUUACUGUGUAAUUCAUGCGUGACUGAAAAGUCGUGACUGACUUUUCUGUUGAACCAGAAUUCUCUUUCUUUGCUAACACUUCAAAUACAACCGUUUCAAUUACAUCAGUGUUGACCGUGCCGGUCAAGAAUACUAGUUUAAAAAUAUUUUCUUGGGCCAGGUGUGAUGGUUCACACCUGUAAUCCCACCACCUUGGGAGCCCGACAUGGGCGGAUCAUGAGGUCAGGAGUUUGAGAGCAGCCUGGCUAACACGGUGAAACCCUGUCUCUACUAAAAAUACAAGAGUUAGCCGGGCGUGGUGGUGUGCACUUGUAAUCCCAGCUACUUGGGAGGCUGAGGCAGGAGAAUUGCUUGAACCCAGAAGGCAGAGGUUGCAGUGAGUGAAGAUGGUGCCAUUGCACUCCAGCCUGGGUGACGGAGCAAGAUUGCGUCUCAAAAAAAUAAAAGACUUGGGACCCUGGAGGACUGACGCUGCUGGCCUGGGCGUCCCCUUCCGCUGAGCCAUGGCGACUCCCGACGUGAGUGUGCACAUGGAGGAGGUGGUGGUUGUGACAACUCCGGACACUGCAGUGGACGGCAGUGGUGUGGAGGGGGUGAAGACCGUGUUGGUGACGACCAACUUGGCCCCUCACGGGGGCGACCUGACAGAAGAUAACAUGGAGACAGAAAAUGCAGCGGCGGCAGCUGCCGCGGCCUUCACAGCCUCCUCCCAGCUCAAGGAAGCCGUGUUAGUGAAGAUGGCUGAAGAGGGGGAGAACCUGGAGGCUGAGAUUGUGUACCCCAUCACCUGUGGGGACAGCAGAGCCAACCUCAUCUGGAGGAAGUUUGUGUGUCCCGGCAUCAAUGUGAAAUGUGUUCAGUACGACGAGCAUGUAAUCAGCCCGAAGGAAUUUGUGCACCUGGCCGGGAAGUCCACCCUGAAGGACUGGAAGAGAGCCAUCCGCAUGAACGGCAUCAUGCUCAGGAAGAUCAUGGACUCCGGGGAACUGGACUUCUACCAGCACGACAAGGUCUGCUCCAACACCUGCCGCAGCACAAAGAUUGACCUCUCAGGAGCCCGUGUGUCCCUGAGCAGCCCCACGUCGGCCGAGUACAUUCCCCUCACGCCUGCCGCAGCCGACGUGAAUGGGUCUCCUGCGACCAUCACCAUAGAGACCUGUGAAGACCCUGGCGACUGGACCGCGGCCAUCGGAGAUGACACGUUUACCUUCUGGCGGGGGCUGAAGGACGCCGGCCUGCUGGACGAGGUCAUCCAGGAGUUCCACCAGGAGCUGGUGGAGACCAUGAGAGGCCUGCAGCAGCGGGUCCAGGACCCUCCCCUGCAGCUUCGAGGUGAGAAGCUGCAUCUUCCCUCUUGCCGGCUCCUCAGCCCAGGAGUGUCUGCAGGAGAUGCUGUACUCCUCAACAACAUCGUGCAGAACUUCGGCAUGCUGGACCUGGUGAAGAAGGUGCUGGCCAGCCACAAGUGCCAGAUGGACCGCUCGCGGGAGCAGUACGCCCGGGACCUGGCAGCCCUGGAGCAGCAGUGUGAUGAGCAUCGUCGCCGAGCCAAGGAGCUGAAGCACAAGUCCCAGCACCUCAGCAACGUGCUCAUGACGCUGACGCCGGUCUCCCUGCCACCGCCUGUGAAGCGGCCCCGGCUUGCACGUGCCACAUCAGGACCGGCCGCCAUGGCCUCACAGGUGCUCACCCAGUCUGCCCAGCUGGCGCUUGGCCCGGGCGUGCCCGUCCCCCAGCUGACCAGCGUGCCCCUUGGUAAAGUGGUGUCCACCCUGCCGUCCACCGUCCUGGGCAAGGGUUCCCUUCAGGCGCCCCCCGCCAGCUCCCCGGCCUCCCCGCUGCUCGGGGGAUACACAGUCUUGGCCUCUUCCGGCUCCACCUACCCCAGCACAGUGGAGAUCCACCCGGACGCGUCCAGCCUCACGGUCCUGAGCACGGCCGCCGUGCAGGACGGUAGCACGGUGUUCAAGGUGGUCAGCCCGCUGCAGCUGCUCACGUUGCCUGGCCUGGGCCCCACCCUGCAGAACGUGGCCCAGGCCUCGCCCGGCUCCAGCACAAUUGUGACAGUGCCCGCAGGGGCUGCCCCCGGGCCUGAGGAGCACACGGCCACCAUUGAGGUGGCUACCAUGGCAGAGGACCAUGAGCGGAAGUAGCCGACGGGAGGGCGAGGCCCCUGGGAUGGACAGGGCUGGCUGUCUCUCAGCCGCGGCAGCAGGGAGCGGGCAGAGGCCGCAGGGCUGGCUCGGGCAGGUGGGUCACGUGGGCUGCAGAACCAAAGAGAGGAAUCGCCAAAACAAAUCACGAGAAGAGAGAAGGGGACAGAACAGCGAGAGCAACCUGGAAAAUCGGUCUUCAGGUCCCACGUUUCCUCCCCCUUUUUUCUUGGGAAAUAUAUUUUUCCAUCUGUUGCUUAUUAAUACUGUUUACACAUUGGGCCUUGAUCAGGAGCCAGGUGGGCGGGGGCUAGGGGGAGCCUGGGUGCAGCAGAGACAGAGGAAGCAGAGCCAGGUGCCGAGCGCGACCCUGCAGGUGCUGGAUGCGGUGCAGCAGGUCACGAGGCCCCCGUGUCUGCACCCAGCCAGGUCCCUGGGGACGUUACUAACUCAUGACUUGGGAGCUGAGCCCAAGUGUGAAACCUCUGGAUCCUAUGGAUUUGGUUUCUUCCCACAGUUUUCUGUAGGUUUAGUGUGGUUGGUGCCCCGUUCUCCUCCUGUUGGGAACAUGCACCCGGAGCUUGGGGUGCAGAUCCUGAUGGGUGCCUGCCUCCCCCGCCCCCAGCCGGUGCUCAGGUGGCCCAGGGGCCGCACAGACGAGGCGUGGUCCAGGCAUUGUUGCACAUGUACUGAGGGUGUUUUUAAGUGAAUUGCUUAGUAGGCUUCUAGGAAGAGUCAGAUUUAUAGCAUUUUCAACCAAAAUAAUGGUGAGUGCCUAGGCUUCCCGAGUUAGCUCUUUGGGUGGCCGCUGAGCCCCUGUGAGUGCACUUGACCGGGUGCGGAGGUCCUGGGCAGCCUGUCCCUGAGCCGGCCCCUCCCAGGGGUCUGAGAUCCGUGAGGUGUGUCCCUAGGGCUUCAGUCCUGGGGCAGAGGCAUAAACAGAACCAGUCACUAUGGAGGUUGAGGGUUCCCGUGUGGGCCCUUCAGCUUGGGCUGCUUGGCCACGGAACAGCCCUUGGAUCCCUGGCCCCCGGCCCCCAUGCAGCCCCUGGGCUGGCCCUUGGUGGUCUCUGUCCAAGGGAGAGCCCCUGGGUGUUCAGGAGGCUGCCCAGGGUGGGCUGCUCAGGGCAGCUGCCGAAGGUGGAGCCCAGAGCCUGUCUGGAAGGGCUGUCCGUGGCUGUCCUGAGACCUGGCCUUGGACUCACAAGGAAGACCAGGCUGAGGCCCCUCCAGGCCAGGGUCCUGGGGCAGGCAUCUCAGGGAGCAGCCAGCCCAGGCCUCCUGCCGUCUCCAACAGGGCAUGUCCCGGGAGGACCCUGAGUGCCAGAUUCCCCUGGACGCUCCUGCUGAUUCUGUCGGCAGUUGAAGGCCCGUCUGAGGCCCCGCAAUGCGAGGGUCCCGUGUCCCACUUCACUGCUCCGAAGGGAACUGGCUGGCUGUCCGUCCAGUGAGCGGCCCAGACCCCACCUCUGCGCCAUUGUCACCAGGGCCCUGUCCUGGCUGCCCUCACCCAUGUCAAGCUACUGAGGCUGUGUCUUGCUUGUUUUCUCUGUUACACUUUCGUUUGCUGUUGUCACAGUCAGCUGGUUUCGGCGUGAUGUUGACCUUUUGAUGUACAUACUCCGUUUUAAACUCAUUUCCACUCUAGUUGAGUUCUGCAGCAUGCAGCGGUAUGACCCUACGGGGGUCAGGAGGGCCCUGUAGCCCCCACCCACCAGCUCAGAACCUGUCACUAAUACAGCUGCCUGGGACCCUGGGACCCGCAACCUUCCAGCUGCUUCCCUUUGUCAAAGUCACGAGUGCGUCUGCCUUGACGGCCCUCGUCAACAGAACUUCCAGUGGGUUGUGGGUUCAUUUCCUUUCUUUUUAAGAACAGGGUUGGGACCUUUUCUGCCCCUGCCCCUCAGCUAUUGAGGCAUUGGGAGAGGAAGUUAAUUUCAGAGCCAUACAAAAAUAAGCCACAACCAGCUUCAGAAUUAAUUCCCAAUCCCCCAUUCCACCAGGGCUGGGAGCCCAUUCCCAGUGCUUCCCAAGGCCCUCGGGGACGUCUACCGCCAACCCAGCUGCUUCUGGCAGGGGCUCCGAGCCCCAGCGUGGGGAAGGGCCCUGGAGAAGCCCUCAUCCUCGUGGGAACCACACUGCAGUGGGUGGGGAAGGUUGUCGUCAGCACCGCCCCCGGCUCCUCCAGGUCCUGCUGGCUCCUCGGGGGCAGGGUUCCCUGGACCUCCCAGUUCUGCGCCUCGGGGCCAGCCAGUACUCAGAGAGGGGGACCUUCUCCACCACGUACAGAACACGGGUUUUCAUGGCUGCCUUUGGUUUGGUUUUCUGAGAAGAUAGGAUUGGAUUGGAUUUUGCAGAGGGUGAGAACUUCUCUGUGCCUGCUCAGAGGCGCCCUAGGGAAGGGCCAUGUUUGAGUUUUGCUUUGUAUGUUGUUUUGCAAGUAUCUGCCUGGUACUUUGAUUUAAAAUAAAAACAAUUUUCAUAGUU
Messenger RNA from Pan troglodytes (chimpanzee), 5421 nucleotides. RefSeq names its product glucocorticoid modulatory element binding protein 2 (gene GMEB2). The coding region runs from base 1285 to 2934 and encodes 549 amino acids. Gene Ontology annotation, molecular function: RNA polymerase II cis-regulatory region sequence-specific DNA binding. Gene Ontology annotation, cellular component: nucleus. The transcript has 10 exons. The record is from RefSeq and is a predicted model, not a curated record. Gene Ontology annotation, biological process: regulation of transcription by RNA polymerase II. Lineage: Eukaryota; Metazoa; Chordata; Mammalia; Primates; Hominidae.